Argiope bruennichi is the source of this 697-nucleotide messenger RNA. Its product is annotated as protein ATP6V1FNB-like. The record is from RefSeq and is a predicted model, not a curated record. The coding region runs from base 191 to 697 and encodes 168 amino acids. NCBI's taxonomy places the organism in Eukaryota, Metazoa, Arthropoda, Arachnida, Araneae, Araneidae. The transcript is spliced from 4 exons.
AGUUCUCGAAGAAGAUUUGCGUGCAGAUAAUCAUUCCCUUGUAGAUUUCCGAUAUUUUCUCCGUCACGGAAACUUCUGCUUCUCACUAAUCUUACAACAUCUCUAGAAACAAAACCAGUUUCCCAUCAGAAAAGCAGAUGUGGUGAAGAAAGAAGCCAUUCAAUCGCUCGUUGGUAUUAGAUGAAGUCUAAUGGAUUUAUUUGAUCCAAAAAUUUACAAGGCAUGGAAUGAAGCAAUUAUUAAAGAAAAGAAAAUUCGAGCAAAAUGGCAUGAGCAGUAUGGCACUAAAUUAGAUAAAUUCGCCGAAGAUUUGGAUGAAGAACAAGUUGAGGAUACCGAGUUACCAUGCACCUGUAAAGACAAAGAAAAAUGGGAUAAACUCUCUGAAAUACAAUUCGAUUUUCCUAGAAAAGGAGCUACUGGUACAAAUACUCUAAUCAGGAUUGCAGAUACUCCAUCGGAAAUGAAAAUACCACCACCAAUUGUGAAGAGCAAGCUAUAUGAAGGCAUAAGUCAUGACGGAAGAGGACGAGCAGAUUACUUGAAAACGCGUUGGAAAGAAGAUCCAGAAAAUAAAUUUCAUAAUCGUGAAUGCAGUUCAUGGGAAUAUGGCUGGAACUAUGGGAAAGAAAACGAGUUGAGCUGCAAGGAUCCAGACCACUGCAAUAUUAGAGAAAGAGCUUUUUACCAACCAUAA